GAUCGGCGCAGUGACAGUGACAGUCCGAGGUGAACACGAGCCGCCUAUCAGAGGAGAUAUGAGGGGGAAAGUGUGUGUGUAAGCGCCAGUCGGGGAGUGGGCUCUCAGUCUGAGGCUUGGGUCGGACAUAUGAGUGCGAUGCCGAACAAAACAAAAAAGGACAAGGAAUCACCGAAGUCUGGAAAAGUCAGUAAAACUGCAGGACAAGAAAAUUCAGAUCAUGAGGGAUCUAACAGGAAAGGCAGCAAUAGUGCGCCGCCCACCACACAGAUGCUGAAGGGGAAACAGUCCGGGACUCAAGCUCCUGUCAAAAAGGAGAAAAGGCAAAGCUCCUCUCGCUUUAGCCUCAGCAAUAACCGGGAGCUUCAGAAACUGCCUGCUUUCAAAGAUGUGCCCCCAGCGGAGCAGGAGAAUUUGUUUGUGCAGAAGCUGCGCCAGUGCUGCGUACUCUUUGACUUUGUAUCUGACCCUCUGAGUGACCUGAAAUGGAAGGAGGUAAAGCGGGCGGCGCUCAGCGAGAUGGUUGAAUACAUCACGCAUAACCGGAAUGUCAUUACAGAACCCAUCUACCCAGAGGUGGUGCACAUGUUUGCAAUCAACAUGUUCAGGACAUUACCGCCCUCAUCCAACCCAACUGGGGCAGAAUUUGACCCAGAGGAGGAUGAGCCCACAUUAGAGGCUGCCUGGCCACACUUACAGCUCGUCUAUGAAUUCUUCCUUCGGUUUUUAGAGUCUUCAGACUUCCAACCAAACAUAGCCAAAAAGUACAUCGACCAGAGAUUUGUCAUGCAGCUCUUAGAACUCUUUGACAGUGAAGACCCUCGAGAAAGAGACUUCUUGAAAACCACUCUGCAUCGCAUUUAUGGCAAAUUUUUGGGUCUUAGAGCAUACAUCAGGAAGCAGAUUAAUAACAUAUUCUAUAGGUUCAUUUAUGAAACAGAACAUCACAAUGGAAUAGCAGAGUUACUUGAAAUAUUAGGAAGCAUAAUCAACGGGUUUGCCUUACCACUGAAAGAAGAGCACAAGAUAUUCUUAUUGAAGGUUUUGUUGCCUUUGCAUAAAGUCAAGUCUCUCAGUGUUUACCACCCACAGCUGGCAUACUGUGUGGUACAGUUCUUAGAGAAGGACAGCACCCUCACUGAGCCGGUUGUCAUGGCUCUUCUGAAGUACUGGCCGAAGACCCACAGCCCAAAGGAGGUGAUGUUCCUUAAUGAACUUGAGGAGAUCCUGGAUGUGAUUGAGCCCUCUGAGUUUGUCAAAGUCAUGGAGCCUCUCUUCAGGCAGCUGGCAAAAUGUGUCUCCAGUCCCCACUUUCAGGUUGCAGAGCGGGCCCUGUAUUACUGGAACAAUGAGUACAUCAUGAGUCUGAUCAGUGACAAUGCAGCCAGAAUCCUGCCCAUCAUGUUUCCGUCUCUCUACCGCAAUUCCAAAACCCACUGGAACAAGACAAUCCAUGGUUUAAUCUACAAUGCUUUAAAGCUCUUUAUGGAGAUGAAUCAAAAACUCUUUGAUGAUUGCACACAGCAGUUCAGAGCAGAGAAAAACAAAGAGAAGCUAAAGUGGAAAGAGCGUGAGGAAGCCUGGAUAAAGAUAGAAAACCUCGCCAAGUCAAACCCCCAGUUCCUCCUGUAUAUUGACUCAACCAGCUUGAGUAGCCCAAUGGAGAUUGAAACAGAUGGCGUAGGAAUGGAUGAUGUUUCAGUACUCAAAAAGACGGUAGAAGAAGAAGCUGUACAGAUCCAGAGGGAGCAGCGAAAAGAACGGCCACUAAUGCGUCGUAAAUCGGAGCUUCCUCAUGAUAUGUCCACAGUAAAGGCCCUGGAAGGCCACCGGCGUGCGGAGGACAUGAUAACCACCCGGGAUGGCCACUAAAGGAGCAAAGCAGCUCAGAGGCAAAGGCCGAGAACAGCGCGCCCAGUGCACAGCAGCAGAGGCAGCAGCAGCACAGGAUGGCCUGGUGUGACUCGGAAACCUGGACACACACUUAGCUCUGCUCCCAUAAAGAGCCACAGUGACCCUCCCUCGGCCAGUGCCCCUACGCUGGAGUUUUUAUUUUAGACCUUCUCAGGUGUACUUUUUCGUUAUUUUUGUGGGUUUUUUUUUUUUCCACAAAUCUCUCCCUUUCUUGUUACAUACAUCUGCACUGACUUUCCCCCUACCCAUCACUUACCAUUAAUCGUCAUUAAAAGAGUAGGUGCUAGGGCAAAAAAAAAUAAACCAUGAACGGGUCAUUUUCAGCACAGGAGCACUUGCAGUUUGACUGCUGACCAUUUGUGUUUUAAUUGAGCAAAGCCUUUCGCCCCACAUGAAGAUGGGAGAGUGCAGAUUCUAAAUGAAAAUGUGUAUACAUCUUUAACUUUUUUUUUCUCUCAGAUGCUAGGACAUAGCUGCUAUUGCCUCCAGCUUUGUGCCUCAGACUGGUUGUUUGUCAGUUUAUGUGUGAUGUUUGUUUUGUGUGUUAUCUGGUCCAGCAAUGGGGACUGUCAGCCAAGUGUCACUGUUCGGCAAAAGGAGCAAGAUUCACGUUAUAUAUUUUAAUGUUAAAAUCAGUUUGCCAGACUAUUGGAAGCACCUAACCUUGAUGGAUAUCUAAAGGAAAAGAUUCCACUGUAGAAAUUAGGUCUUGUGCCAAUUUAUUUUGUUGUAAUAUAUUUUUAGAUGCUAUUCAGUACACCUGGCUAUAGGUUCACCCAGCCUGUAUGGAUGUUCAAACAAUGGUAAAUAAUUGUUUUGCUUCCAUGUUUCAUCGACUGUGAUGGCGGUUUCAAGGAGUACCUUACAAUGAAAGAACUGCCUGGAACUGUCUUCAUGGUGAGAAAGCUCCUAGGCUUUUAUUCUACACAGUGUUGUACAGUAUUUUGGCUGAUUUCUUUUAUUUUGCAUUAUCCAUUUUGCUAGGUCGUAACUAAGUGUUUACUCUAAUUGACCUGAAACAGCCCGUGCGUUCAUAUCCACUGACUUACAGUUUAUGGAUAUGUAGAAACACCACUUGUUAAAAAAAAAAAAAAAAAAAAAGUCAAACGAAGUGUUUAUUUACACCGAGUGCCUUGUAGCUGAUUGACAACCUUGGUGAAAUAAUGUAAGAUAAGCAAAUAUUAAGGCCAAAUGUUUUCUAAUUUAAGAUUUUCUGUUACAAAAUAUCUCCAGAUUAGUUAAUGGAGAUUAGUUAAUUAAGAGUAAUAUCCAGUGACCUUUGGUAAAAUGUGCACUGUGGGUCGAAUUAGGCCACCUGACCAGUGGCUGAAGGAGUCACUAUGUGACUCUGAGUUGGGCGAUAAUCUAAUGAACUGUGGCGACCAGGCCACGUUUGCCUAGUGUGGUCUAUAUUGUGAGUUCAAAAGACUUUGAUGCGUUUCCUUUUUUUUUUUCUUCUUCUUUUUUAAGUUAGGUUAAAAACCUGGGCCAUUGUUUGAACUUCCAUUAGGUGCUGAGGAGAGGCUCAUAACAUUCUGGGGGUCUUGUAUGUCUUUGGGAAUUGUUCUAUAAUGACAAAGUAUUUUUGUUUUUUCUUUUUUGCUUGCAUUAGCUUGUUCGAAUUGAAUGUGCAAGUUUGUAAAUAGGACUACAGUGAUCAGUCUUUUUAAUUGUCAAAAUAGCAAUCACCAAUUAUUUGUUCCAUAUUUCUGGUAUGUUCAGCCGUUUCUAAAGGCUAAUGCAUUUUCCCCCCUCAACCAUCUAUAUUCUAGUGCUCUGCAAGAGGUAAGUAGUGUAUUAGAGCACUACUACAGUGUGUGUGUGUGUGUGUGCGUCAUCCUUUCCUCUGCACACCAGAGCUUGUUUUCAGCAUUAAAUGGCUUUAAAUGAACAUCUCUGGAGGCUUUUUCUCUUGAUGAAACCACCAUUGUAAAGUGUCCUUUAGUAUGCACCCCUGCUCCAUGGCUUCAUUUAAUAUUGUACAUAUUAUGUACUAUUAUUUUAUCUUCUAUCUAUUAUUAAAUGGUAGAUCUCUUACUUUGUACAAAUUCUCAUGUACAGAUGAAAACGUUAUUAGCAACUACAGUACAUACAGUCGAUAAAGUGGCACAAACAUCUGUACAUGUUGCUAUUUGCAUUAGAAAUGUUUAGAGUUUAAAUGCUAUUUUUAUCAAUUUGUAAUUCAGAACUUUUUAUUUCCGAAUUCUGUCAUCUGUGAUGCGAUCUGUCAUACGUUAGCCUUCGUGUGUGCUCUUAACCAUUCUCAACUGGUGUACAUCUAUAGUAAAUAAAGAAAAUUGGUGAGUUUUAUAUUUUCA
Molecule: messenger RNA, 4232 nt
Organism: Clarias gariepinus (North African catfish)
Lineage: Eukaryota; Metazoa; Chordata; Actinopteri; Siluriformes; Clariidae
Gene: ppp2r5cb
Product: protein phosphatase 2, regulatory subunit B', gamma b
Exons: 16
Coding region: 130-1872 (580 amino acids)
Biological process (GO): signal transduction; protein dephosphorylation
Cellular component (GO): protein phosphatase type 2A complex; nucleus; cytosol
Molecular function (GO): protein phosphatase activator activity
Source: RefSeq, a predicted model, not a curated record